Sinocyclocheilus rhinocerous is the source of this 4222-nucleotide messenger RNA. RefSeq names its product E3 ubiquitin-protein ligase TRIM33. The transcript is spliced from 20 exons. Lineage: Eukaryota; Metazoa; Chordata; Actinopteri; Cypriniformes; Cyprinidae. Gene Ontology annotation, molecular function: zinc ion binding; protein binding. Gene Ontology annotation, cellular component: chromatin. Bases 56 to 3526 code for a protein of 1156 amino acids. The record is from RefSeq and is a predicted model, not a curated record.
ACCCAUCGGAUUUUCUGAGCGCGUCGAACGUCAGGCGGUUCAAAGAGGAGCAAAGAUGGCGGACAACAAAAGCCAAGAUUGUACGGAGCGCUCCGCAAAUAUGGAGGUAGAGGCUUCGGGAACAGAAGAUAACGGAGACGACGGCUCAAAGGACCCAGAUGCCGUCAUUUUAAUCGACUCGGACCCGACGGAAGGAGCAGACGAGCUCAAGUCUCAAGAGACCGUUCCCCAAGCGCUGACGACAUCCAGCAGCAGCGGCGGAGCUACAGACGGGACCCCAAAUGCCGAGAGCGCUGAGCCGCCGCCGUCGUCCUCCUCCUCGGCGGACAGCACCGCUGCUGGCGCAUCACCCGCUCUCGUUAACGAGAUGUCGCCUCCUCCUCCACCAGCAUCCUCAACCUCCUCCUCUUCAACCCCUGCCGCCCCGAUAAACCUACUGGAUACGUGCGCUGUGUGUAAACAGAGUCUCCAGAACCGCGACUGUGAGCCCAAACUCCUGCCAUGCCUGCACUCCUUCUGCCUCAAGUGCAUCCCGCAGCCGGAGCGAAAGAUCACCAUCCCGGUGCAAGGGCCACACGGACAGGACACUCGUAUUGUGAAUGUCAUGCGUUGCACGGUGUGCCAUCAGGAGUACAAACAGAUUGACAUGGUGGACAAUUACUUUGUCAAGGACACUUCAGAGGCCACAAGCACAUCGGUUGAGAACUCUACACAGGUUUGCACCAGCUGUGAAGAUAAUGCCAGUGCUAUUGGAUUCUGCAUUGAAUGUGGGGAGUGGCUCUGUAAAACCUGCAUUGAAGCACAUCAACGGGUCAAAUUCACUAAGGACCAUAAAAUACGCAAAAAAGAGGAAGUAUCUUCUGAAUCGGUUGGGACAUCAGGCCAGAGACCUGUCUUCUGUCCAGUACACAAACAAGAGGCCCUCAAGCUCUUCUGUGAGACAUGUGACACUCUAACCUGCAGAGACUGCCAGCUACUUGAACACAAAGAACACAGGUACCAGUUUCUAGAAGAAGCCUUUCAAAACCAGAAAGGCAUCAUUGAGACAUUUAUGACUAAGUUGCAAGAGAAGAGAAACUUUGUGGAGUUUUCUGCAUCUCAGGUGCAAAACAGGAUGAAAGAAGUUGCUGAGACGCAUAAGAAGGUGGAACAUGAAAUAAAAAUAGCAGUCUUUACACUCAUCAAUGAAAUCAACAAGAAAGGCAAAUCUCUACUGCAGCAGUUGGAGAGUGUGACCAAAGAGAGGAGUAUGAAGCUGCUCAGCCAACAGAGGGACAUCAGCAUCCUGGCCCAGCAGGUCAUCCAUGUGCUCAACUUCACCAACUGGGCCAUCAGCAAUGGAAGCAGCACAGCCCUGCUCUACAGCAAGAGACUGAUCACAUACCAGCUGCGUUUCAUUAUGAAGGCCCGUGUGGACCCAGUACCUCAAAGUAACGGAGCAGUCCGCUUCUUCUGCGACCCCACCUUCUGGGCCAAGAAUGUGGUUAACCUCGGCAAUCUGGUUAUUGAAAAAGUGUCACAUACUGCUCCUCCCCAAAUGAUGGUCAAUCAGCAGAUCUCUCCCAGUCACAACCACCCAGGUAAGCACUCAGGACAGAUCAACCUGGCCCAGCUGAGGUUGCAGCACAUGCAGCAGGCUGCAAUUGCUCAGAAGCACCAGCACCACCAACAACAACAACAACAACAGCAGCAGCAGCAACAACAACAACAACAACAUCAGCAACAAAUUCAGCAGCAGAUGCGCAUCGCCUCACAGAUGUCCCAGCAUCCCAGACAAGGAGGUCCACCACAGAUAACUGGUAUACAGCAACCGCCACCAAGGCUCAUUAGUAUGCAGGCCCUCCAGAGGGGUGGGGUUAAUGGCUCCUCCCACAUGUACCCACCUCAUCACCUGCGCAUGGUAUCAACGCAGAAUCGCAUGCCUUCGGCACAGCCCCGACUCAACGGGCAACCGUAUCCUAUGAUGCAGCCUCAGUUACAGAGACAGCACUCUAAUCCUGGGCAUGCUGGGCCCUUCCCUGUGGCGUCGCUACACAACAUUAGUGCUGCCAACCCCACCAGUCCCACCAGUGCCAGUAUGGCCAAUGCCCACAUUCACCGUGGCCCCACUAGUCCUGUUGUCGCCCCCAUAGAGCUCAUACCAUCAGUCACUAACCCCGAAAACUUGCCCUGCCUGCCUGACAUCCCUCCCAUUCAGCUUGAAGAUGCCGGCUCGAGCACACUGGAUAACAUACUCAGUCGAUAUAUUUCUGCUAGUUCAUAUCUUGCUGUUGGCCCCACCAAUCCCUCACCGGGACCUUCUACACAUUCCCCAGGAUCAUCAGGUUUAUCUAAUUCUCACACUCCAGUUCGUCCAUCCAGCACGUCAAGCACAGGCAGUCGGGGCAGUUGUGGGUCAGCUGGUAGACCUGGAACAGGGAACACGACAGUGGAUCAGGUGAAGGUCAAACAGGAACCGGGAGUUGAGGAAGAAUGUAGCUAUUCUGGAGCAAACGUCAAAACAGAACAUUCUAAAGAUGGCAGACGGAGUGCUUGCAUGAUGAGCAGCCCAGAAGGAAGCGUGACUCCCCCUCUUCCCGUCCUCGGCUCCGUGUCCACCGGUUCAGUCCAGGACAUUUUAAGAACACUUGGUGAAAAUAUUAAAUCUGAACCACAGAGCAAUCAGCUCUCAUCCUGUACGAACCCAAACUCCAGCGCACCUUUAACCAAUGGGACCACCGAGUCAAAUGGUAGUCAGCAGGGGAACACCGCUAACGCCAACAACCAGACCACUGUAGGAAAAGAAGACGACCCGAAUGAGGACUGGUGUGGCGUGUGUCAGAAUGGAGGUGAACUGCUGUGCUGUGAUCGCUGUCCUAAAGUCUUCCACAUGACCUGCCAUAUCCCAACACUCAAAUCUUCUCCCAGUGGAGAUUGGAUGUGCACCUUCUGCAGAAGUCUCACAAAUCCAGAGAUGGAAUACAACUGUGAUGACGAUCCACCUAGUAAGAAGGACAAGAGUGAGAUGGCAAUGAGUCCGGAGGACCAGAGACGUUGUGAGCGCUUGCUGCUGCACGUGUUUUGUCAUGAGCUCAGUACAGAGUUUCAAGAGCCUGUUCCUGCAUCGGUACCCAAUUACUAUAAAAUAAUAAAGCAUCCGAUGGAUUUGACGUUGGUCAAACGGAAACUGCAGCGCAAACAUCCUCUGCAUUACAAGAGCCCUAAAGAGUUUGUGUCCGACGUACGCCUGGUCUUUAGCAAUUGUGCCAAAUUUAAUGAGAUGUCUCGAAUAAUCCAGGUUUAUGAUGAGGAGAAACAGAGUAAUGUUCAGGCCGACUCGGAAGUGGCACAGGCGGGCAAAGCCGUGAGUCUGCAUUUCGAGGAGAAACUGCUGGAGAUUUUUCCCGACCAGACGUUCUCGGUAGCCGUGGAGAAGGAGAUGCGAGCGGAGGCCGAUAAGGAUUCAGAGGACUCUGACGAUGACUUCGUACAACCGAAACGCAAACACUUAAAAGUGGACACCGAGAAGCUGUUGCACAUCAAGUGAAGGAAUGAGGAAACGUCUGCGAGAAAUAAACGGUCUUCCUCAAGCUCAGUCUUAUUUUGCUCUCUGAAGGGUGGGAUAACGCUGGAACUGAUGCGAUUCAGAUGCUUCGUUUAUUUCAUGUUCUCCCAAACCCCUGGCGAUCCAUUGUACGUACUGCGUGAGAACUUUUAAACGUGCAUUGUGGAUGUUGGCAUCAUCGGAGGAUCGACAAAUGAAUUGCUGGGUGUCGAUGAAGACGCUUGUACAGAUUUAAAUAGUCUUGUUUUGGUCUGAUUUAGUAAAUAACAUGUUUUUCCUUUUUUUCUUUCUUAAACUUGAGUUAUUAUUAUAUUUGUAAAUCUAUUGUGAAUUAUACUUUAUAAAUGAUACUCAUCUCUCCCUACUGUUAUGAUAAAGUUUAUCAUAUAUGGCCCACCUGUUUCCUUUGCAUGUGUAUUUUCUUAUUCCUACAGUUGAAAUCCCUUCAAUAGGGGAAGUUUGAUCUUUAUUUUCAAUAAAACGGUGACCUCUGGAUUGUUGGAAAGUUUAAUCGUAGACCCUUUAGCUCAAAAGAUGCAUAUUAAAUGGGUGUCUGUGCCACCUGACAAAAGCCAAUACAAAAAUACUUUCAACAAGCAUUGCUUAUUUCAUUCCAAUAAUGUAAAAACUCCAGUAUUGCUAGUGUUACAUUUAAAAUGGUUACAGCAUUAAAUAAUG